CAUCCCGCCCGCGCACCCCUCCCGCCCGCGCAAGGCGUCCGAGGGGAUGAGACCGAGCCAGAGAAGCGCUCGACGACUGCUUUUGUAUCGUACGGUCGUCGUGUCUGGCUGGCUUUUGGAUCGUAUGGUCGUCGUGUCUGGCUGGCUUAUGUAUUGUAUACUCGUCGUGUCUGGCUGCAGCCUGCUGUCCGCGUCUGCCUGCGUCGCGUCUGGCUGCACCUUGCUCGUCGCGUCUGGCUGCACCUUGCUGUCCGCGUCAGGCUGCAGCCUGCUGUCCGCGUCUGCCUGCACCUUGCUCGUCGCGCCCCACGGCAUCCCGCUCGUCGCGACGGCAGCCUGCUGUCCGUCGCGUCUGGCUGCACCUUGCUCGUCGCGCCCCAAGGCAGCCCACUUAUCACGCCCGACCGCACAGCGUGUUCGGCGCACGACCACACCGCGUGUUCGGCGCCCAACCACACCGCGUUUUCGGCGCCAGCUUGCGGCCUAUUUGCUGCGCCAGCCUGAGCUUGCGCCCUCUUCGCAGCGCCAGCUUGCGACCCAUUCGCCGCGCCAGCUUGCGACCUCUUCGCUGCGCCAGCUCGCGACCUAUUUGCUGCGCCCGCUGGGGGAGUCUAGAUCUGACCGAAAGACGGUGGCGAGUCUGACCGAGAGACGGUGGGGAGUCUGACCGAGAGACGGUGGGGAGUCUGACCGAAAGACGGUGGGGAGUCUGACCGAGAGACGGUGGCGAGUCUGACCGAAAGACGGUGACGCCGAUGCCCGAGAGACGGUGGCAAGUCUGACCGAAAGACGAUGGCGCCGAUGGCCGAAAGACGGCGACGCCGAUGGCAAAAUGGACGGGCGAGUGACUGUAGAUUACGGGCGAGUGACUGUAGAUUACGGGCGAGUGACUGUAGAUCUUGUCAGGAACUUCGCGGAGGAAGUCCUCGAGAA
Schizophyllum commune H4-8 is the source of this 933-nucleotide messenger RNA. RefSeq lists its product as uncharacterized. The transcript has a single exon. The record is from RefSeq and is a predicted model, not a curated record. The coding region runs from base 47 to 667 and encodes 206 amino acids. NCBI's taxonomy places the organism in Eukaryota, Fungi, Basidiomycota, Agaricomycetes, Agaricales, Schizophyllaceae.